AUGACGCCUAAACAUAGCUUCCUAGGCUUCCUCAUCAGCUUCUUCUUGAUGGGUGUAGCAGAAACUCACCCAGCCCAAGAGUCUCUGAAGCCUCAGAGAGUACAUUUUCAGUCCCGAAAUUUUCACAACACUUUGCACUGGCAGCCUGGGAGGGCUCGUGCCAGCAACAGCAGUGUCUACUUUGUGCAAUAUAAAUUGUAUGGACAGGGACAAUGGAAAAAUAAAGAGGACUGUUGGGGUAUUCAAGAAUUCUUCUGUGAUCUUACCAAUGAAACCUCGGAUGUACAGGAGGCUUAUUAUGGGAGAGUGAAGACAGCCCUGGCUGGGAUCCACUCAGGCUGGACCACAACGCAGCGGUUCACUCCCUGGUGGGAAACAAAAAUAGAUCCUCCAGUCAUGAAUGUAACCCAAGUUAAUGGAUCCUUGUUUGUGAUUCUCCAUGCCCCAAAUAUACAAUACAGAAACCAAAAAGGAAAUAAUGUAUCAAUGGAAAAUUACUAUGAGCUAGUAUACCGAGUCUUUAUAAUUAACAAUUCAUUAAAAAAGGAGCAAAAGGUCUAUGAAGGAGCUCACAGAAAUGUUGAAAUUGAAGCUCUAACACCUCACACUGGUUACUGUGUAGUAGCUGAAAUAUAUCGGCCGAUGCUAGACAGAAGAAGUCAGAGAAGCGAAGAGAGAUGUGUGGAGAUCCCUUGA
Pteronotus mesoamericanus is the source of this 696-nucleotide messenger RNA. RefSeq names its product interleukin 22 receptor subunit alpha 2 (gene IL22RA2). Gene Ontology annotation, molecular function: cytokine receptor activity; protein binding. The transcript has 5 exons. The record is from RefSeq and is a predicted model, not a curated record. Lineage: Eukaryota; Metazoa; Chordata; Mammalia; Chiroptera; Mormoopidae. Gene Ontology annotation, cellular component: plasma membrane. Gene Ontology annotation, biological process: cytokine-mediated signaling pathway. Bases 1 to 696 code for a protein of 231 amino acids.